AUGAAGCAAAAGAUCGUGAUCAGGCUGAGCAUGGCAAGCGACAAGUGCCGGUCCAAGGCCAUGGUGCUGGCAGCCAAAGCAGAUGGGGUGAGCAAGAUGGGAAUCACCGGCGACGGCAAGGACCAGCUGGAGGUGGAGGGCGACGGCAUCGACACCGUCUGCCUCGUCAACUGCCUGCGCAAGAAGAUCGGCCGCGCCGACAUCGUCAAGGUGGAGGAGGUGAAGCCCGAGGAGAAGAAGCCUGAGGAGAAGAAGCCCGAGGUCGUGCCGCUGCCGUACGACUGGUGGUACCCCAAUUUCUACCACUACCACCCGCAGUGGCAGUGGUGA
This is a messenger RNA of Miscanthus lutarioriparius, 330 nucleotides long. The record is from the annotation of a GenBank genome assembly. Lineage: Eukaryota; Viridiplantae; Streptophyta; Magnoliopsida; Poales; Poaceae.